Ostrinia furnacalis (Asian corn borer) is the source of this 761-nucleotide messenger RNA. RefSeq lists its product as uncharacterized. Gene Ontology annotation, cellular component: extracellular region. Bases 151 to 561 code for a protein of 136 amino acids. NCBI's taxonomy places the organism in Eukaryota, Metazoa, Arthropoda, Insecta, Lepidoptera, Crambidae. The transcript is spliced from 6 exons. Gene Ontology annotation, molecular function: chitin binding. The record is from RefSeq and is a predicted model, not a curated record.
GUGCUAGUGAGUGCAACAACGUUAUAGUGCGUGUAUUGUUUGAUGGGGGAUUCAGGCAUUUGACAGCAGGCACAGCAGCUUUUCCUUUUUAAAAAUACAGACAAUACAUAAGGUUUUUCCAGAACCUAUAAUUAGGGAUCAACAGUCACCAUGACCCAACUGCGACUUCGUCAACUCAGCCUGGGUUCCGUGGGGCUCCUUGCGGUAUUCCUGUACAUCAUCGAUAGAUCAAUAGCUGCGUUAGACGGCUAUGUACCAGGUGAAGACUACCCCAUCUACACGGAGGUUCCAAGCGGGCUCUCCUUCACAUGUGAUGACAAAAUACCCGGGUAUUACGCCGACCCAGAGACCAUGUGCCAGGUAUGGCACUGGUGCGUUCCAAGCAUUGGAGGGAACGUGAUGUAUUCUUUCGUGUGCGCUCCAGGAACCGUCUUUAACCAGCGGUCGAGGGUCUGCGACUGGUUCUUCAAGGUGGACUGCCCCAGCUCUCCAGCGUACUACGGCAUCAACGAAGACCUGUACAAGGACGAGCAAGGCAACUACAUAGCGGGCAAAAAGUAGACAAAUAUAUUUAACUGUAGUUUAGUAUACACGAAUGCAUAUGCAUGGAACUUCACUGUACAAUGAUGGGAUUGAUGUUGAUUCUGCUGUAGAUAAUGUACAUUGGUUUCGAUUCGAUCGGCAAAGUAUUUUCUAUAAUCUACAGAUAUCAAACUAUAAGAGUAGGCGCACACCGUUGAUUUUUAGUUGGCCGAUAGUUG